AUGGAGCCCCCCAGCUGCAUUCAGGACGAGCCGUUCCCGCACCCCUUGGAGCCCGAGCCGAGCGCCCCGGCGCCGCCGGGCCCUGGGAAGCCGGGCGACAAGCUGUUCCGGCUGUGGUACGUGGGGGGGUCGUGCCUGGACCGCAGGACCACGCUGCCCAUGCUGCCCUGGCUCAUGGCCGAGAUCCGUCGGCGCAGCCAGAAGCCCGAGGCGGGCGGCUGCGGGGCGCCCGCACCCCGCGAGGUGCUCCUGGUGCUCAGCGCGCCCUUCCUCCGCUGCGUCCCCGCGCCCGGAGCCGGGGCGGAAGGCGGCCCGGGCCCCGCGGCCCCGCAGCCCAGCUCGGCGGUGUUCAUCUUCGAGCACAAGGCGCAGCACAUCUCGCGCUUCAUCCACAACAGCCACGACCUCACCUACUUUGCCUACCUGAUCAAGGCGCAGCCCGAGGACCCCGAGUCGCAGAUGGCCUGCCACGUCUUCCGCGCCACGGACCCCAACCAGGUCCCGGAUGUCAUCAGCAGCAUCAGGCAGUUGUCCAAAGCGGCCAUGAAGGAGGAUGCCAGGCCCAGCAAAGACAGCGAGGACGCCUUCUACAACUCGCAGAAGUUCGAGGUGCUGUACUGCGGGAAGGUGACCGUGACCCACAAGAAGGCGCCGUCCAGCCUCAUCGACGACUGCAUCGAGAAGUUCAGCCUGCACGAGCAGCAGCGCCUGCGGGGCCAGGGCGAGCCCCGCGCCGUGUUCGACGUGGAGGGACCCGGCGCUCCCGCAGACAUCCUGCUGGAGGAGGGCGACGGCGUCCCCGACGACACCCCCGACGGCACCCCCGCUGCCUUCCCAGCCGCGGCCCCCCAGCCCGCGCCGGCCGCCGGCUCCCGCGUGUGCUUCCCCGAGCGGAUCUUGGAGGACUCCGUCUUCGAUGACCCGCAGGAGUUCCGCUCCCGGUGCAGCAGCGUCACGGGCGUCCUGCCCAGGAAGGUCCCCGAGAACAGCCACAAGCCGCAGCCCCGGAGGCGGCACGCCAGCGCGCCCAGCCACGUGCAGCCCUCGGACUCCGAGAAGAACCGGACCAUGCUGUUCCAGGUUGGGCGGUUUGAGAUUAACCUGAUCAGUCCAGACACUAAAUCAGUUGUGCUUGAAAAGAAUUUUAAAGAUAUCUCUUCUUGUUCUCAGGGCAUAAAGCAUGUGGACCAUUUUGGCUUCAUCUGUCGGGAAUCCCCAGAGCCUGGGCUGAGCCAGUACAUCUGUUACGUGUUCCAGUGUGCCAAUGCAUCUCUGGUGGAUGAGGUAAUGCUGACUCUGAAACAGGCUUUCAGCACAGCAGCCGCCCUCCAGAGUGCCAAGACCCAGAUCAAGCUGUGUGAGGCCUGCCCCAUGCACUCUUUGCAUAAGCUCUGUGAAAGGAUUGAAGGUCUCUACCCGCCAAGAGCCAAACUGGUCAUUCAGAGGCAUCUCUCAUCCCUGACAGAUAAUGAGCAAGCUGACAUCUUUGAACGAGUCCAGAAAAUGAAGCCAGUCAGUGACCAGGAGGAAAAUGAACUUGUGAUUUUGCACCUGAGGCAGCUGUGUGAAGCCAAGCAGAAGACACACAUUCACAUCGGAGAAGGCCCAUCGACUUUUUCAAAUAGUACAAUCCCGGAAAAUGCAACAAGCAGUGGAAGGUUCAAACUUGACAUUUUGAAAAAUAAAGCUAAGAGGUCUUUAACUAGCUCCCUGGAGAAUAUCUUUUCAAGGGGAGCUAACAGGAUGAGAGGGCGGCUUGGAAGUAUGGACAGCUUUGAACGGGCAAACAGUCUUGCUUCAGAGAAGGACUACUCACCGGGAGACUCUCCUCCAGGGACCCCUCCAGCCUCCCCGCAGUUCCCUGAAGAGGAUUCUGACUCCCCACAGUUUCGAAGACGGGCACACACCUUCAGCCACCCGCCUUCCAUUACAAAGAGGAAGCUGAAUUUGCAGGAUGGGAGGGCUCACGGGGUGCGCUCCCCUCUCCUGAGGCAGAGCUCCAGCGAGCAGUGCAGCGAUGGAGAGGGGAGAAGAAGGACCUCGUCCACUUGCAGCAAUGAUUCUCUGAAUGUUGGAGGAACCCCUGUCACUCCUCGCCGGAUCUCCUGGCGGCAGCGCAUCUUCCUCAGGGUUGCUUCUCCCAUGAACAAGUCUGCCUCGGCAAUGCAGCAGCAGGAUGGGCUGGACAGGAAUGAGCUGCUGCCACUGUCCCCUCUUGCUCCAACCAUGGAGGAGGAACCGGUGGUUAUAUUCAUGUCUGGGGCUGAUGACCCAGAAAAUGCUGAAGAAAGAAAAAAAUCAGAAGAAUUGAGGAGUUUGUGGAGAAAAGCCAUACACCAACAGAUUUUGUUGCUUCGAAUGGAAAAAGAAAACCAGAAACUUGAAGCAAGCAGAGAUGAACUCCAUUCCAGAAAAAUUAAACUGGAUUAUGAAGAAAUUGGUGUAUGUCAGAAGGAGAUCUUAAUUACCUGGGAUAAGAAGUUAUUGAACUGCAGAGGAAAAACAAAAUGUGAUAUGGAAGACAUUCAUAUUUCUCUUAAAGAAGGUGUUCCCAAAAGCCGACGAGGAGAAAUCUGGCAGUUCUUGGCUAUCCAAUAUCGUCUAAGGCACCGAUUGCCCAAUAAGCAGCAACCUCCAGACACGUCCUACAAGGAACUUCUGAAGCAGCUCACAACCCAGCAGCAUGCUAUUCUCGUGGACUUAGGAAGGACAUUUCCUACUCAUCCUUACUUUUCAGCACAGCUUGGGGCAGGGCAACUGUCACUCUUCAAUCUCUUGAAAGCCUACUCCUUGCUGGACAAAGAAGUGGGUUACUGUCAGGGGAUCAGCUUUGUGGCUGGAGUCCUGCUUUUGCACAUGAGUGAAGAGCAAGCCUUUGAAAUGCUGAAGUUCCUCAUGUAUGACCUAGGAUUCCGCAAACAGUACAGACCUGACAUGAUGUCGCUGCAGAUUCAAAUGUAUCAGCUGUCCAGACUUCUUCAUGACUAUCACAGAGAGCUCUACAAUCACCUGGAAGAAAAUGAAAUCAGCCCCAGUCUUUAUGCUGCCCCCUGGUUCCUCACAUUGUUUGCCUCUCAAUUUCCAUUAGGAUUUGUAGCCAGAGUUUUUGAUAUUAUUUUUCUUCAGGGAACUGAAGUCAUAUUUAAGGUUGCACUUAGCCUGCUGAGCAGUCAAGAAACACUUAUAAUGGAAUGUGAAAGCUUCGAAAAUAUUGUUGAAUUUCUUAAAAGCACGCUACCUGAUAUGAAUACAUCUGAAAUGGAAAAAAUUAUCACCCAGGUUUUUGAGAUGGACAUUUCCAAACAGUUGCAUGCCUAUGAGGUGGAGUAUCACGUGCUGCAGGAUGAGUUGCAGGAAUCGUCCUAUGCAUGUGAGGACAGUGAGCCUGUGGAGAAGCUGGAGAGGGCCAACAACCAACUGAAAAGGCAAAACAUGGACCUCCUAGAAAAAUUGCAGAUAGCUCAUGCUAAAAUCCAGACCUUGGAAUCUAACCUGGAAAGUCUUUUGACCAGAGAGACCAAAAUGAAGUCUUUAGUCCGGACACUGGAGCAGGAGAAGAUGGCUUAUCAGAAGACAGUGGAGCAGAUCCGGAAGCUGCUGCCGGCCGAUGCCCUAGCCGACUGUGAGGCGCUGCUCAGAGACCUGACCUGCAACCCCAACCACAAGGCCAAGGCCGGGGGCAAGGCCUAG
This is a messenger RNA of Pipistrellus nathusii (Nathusius's pipistrelle), 3690 nucleotides long. NCBI's taxonomy places the organism in Eukaryota, Metazoa, Chordata, Mammalia, Chiroptera, Vespertilionidae. The record is from the annotation of a GenBank genome assembly.